AUGACGGUAGGUGAUAAGCAAAAAUGGACUGCUUCCAAUGUCCGUUCUACGUUUUUGGAUUUCUUCGCUGAGCGGAGCCACAAGUUCGUGCCAUCUUCUCCAGUGGUGCCAUACGAUGACCCCACGUUGCUCUUUGCUAAUGCGGGUAUGAACCAGUACAAGCCUAUCUUUUUGGGCACUGUCGACCCAUCUUCCGACUUCUACACUUUGAAGUGCGCGAUGAACUCUCAGAAAUGUAUCAGAGCUGGUGGUAAGCACAACGAUUUGGAGGACGUUGGAAGAGACUCUUACCACCAUACCUUCUUCGAAAUGCUGGGUAACUGGUCGUUUGGCGACUAUUUCAAGAAAGAAGCCAUCGCCUACGCCUGGGAACUUUUGACCAAGGUUUACGGAAUUCCAGCCGACAGACUGUAUGUGACCUACUUCGAAGGUGACGCAAAACAGGGACUCGAGGCCGACACAGAAGCUCGCGACUUCUGGCGCCAAGUGGGUGUUUUGGACGAUCACAUCUUGACUGGUGACGCCAAGGACAAUUUCUGGGAAAUGGGUGACCAGGGCCCAUGUGGACCUUGUUCUGAAAUCCACUACGACCGUAUCGGUGGCAGGAACGCGUCCUCUUUGGUCAACAUGGACGACCCAGAUGUUUUGGAAAUCUGGAACAUCGUGUUCAUUCAGUACAACAGAGAACAGAACGGGAAACUAAGACCUCUUCCCGCUAAGCACAUUGAUACAGGUAUGGGAUUCGAAAGAUUGGUGUCUGUCUUGCAAGAUGUGAGAUCGAACUAUGACACGGAUGUGUUCCAGCCUUUGUUUUCGCGUAUCCAAGAGAUUACUGGUGCUAGAGCCUACUCCGGUAAGUUUGGAUCCGAAGAUGUGGAUGGUAUCGACACUGCUUACAGAGUCUUGGCCGAUCACGUCCGUACCUUGAUGUUCGCAUUGGCUGAUGGCGGUGUUCCUAACAAUGAAGGCAGAGGUUACGUCUUGAGACGUAUCCUGAGAAGAGGUGCUCGUUACGCCCGCAAAUAUCUAAACUACCCUAUCGGUAAUUUCUUCUCAACAUUGGCCCCAACUUUAAUUGAGCAAACGAAAGCAAUGUUCCCUGAAAUUGCCAAAGACCCAAGCUACCUGUUCGAGAUCCUUGACGAAGAAGAGGCUUCUUUUGCCAAGACGCUAGAUAGAGGUGAAAAGCUAUUUGAAAAAUACGCUCAAGCUGCCCUGCAAACUGAAUCUAAGACUUUGGAUGGUCUUCAGGUUUGGAGACUUUACGAUACCUAUGGGUUCCCAGUCGACUUGACAGAAUUGAUGGCCGAAGAGCAAGGCUUGAAAAUCGAUGGUCCUGGUUUCGAAAAAGCGAAGCAGGAAUCUUACGAGGCUUCUAAGAAAGGUGGGAAGAAGGGUGCUUCCGAUUUGAUCAAAUUGGACGUUCACGGACUCUCGACUUUGAACUCAGAAAAUGUUCCUAAGACUGAUGACUCUACGAAGUACACGUCUGCUAACGUCGAAGCCACUGUGUUGAAGAUUUACGAUGGCGAAAUCUUUGCCUCUGGUAUCAGCGAAGUCGGCAGCCAGUAUGGUGUAAUCUUGGACCAAACCUGUUUUUACGCCGAGCAAGGUGGACAAGAGUACGACGUUGGUACUUUGGUGAUCGACGGUUCUACUGAGUUUAAGGUGGAAAAUGUACAGCUGUACAAUGGUUACGUGUUUCACACAGGUUUUCUUGCUGAGGGUCAACUAAACGUCGGGGACAAAAUCAUAGCCUCGUUUGACGAGCUUCGUCGUUUUCCUAUAAAGAACAACCACACCGGUACUCACAUUCUGAACUUUGCUUUGAAGGAGGUCCUUGGGGGCGAGGUUGAUCAAAAAGGGUCUCUGGUUGCUCCUGAGAAGCUCAGAUUUGAUUUCUCUCACAAAAAGGCGCUGUCAUUGGAAGAAGUAGAAAAAGUUGAGAACACCUGCAACAAGCAGAUCAAGGCCAACCUGCCAGUUUAUUACAAAAACGUUCCACUUCAGUUGGCUCAACAAAUAUCUUCCGUUCGCGCGGUCUUCGGUGAGACAUACCCAGACCCAGUACGUGUCGUGUCAGUGGGCAAGCCUGUUGACGACUUGUUGGCUAACCCAUCUAGCGAUGAGUGGCAAAACUACUCGGUAGAGUUCUGCGGUGGUACUCACGUCAACAAGACUGGUGACAUCAAAGAGUUCGUGAUUACCGAGGAAAGCGGGAUUGCCAAAGGUAUUCGUAGAAUUGUUGCUGUUUCCGGCACUGAAGCUCACGAAGUUCAAAGAAUAGCGUUGGCCUUCGAUGCUGAACUAACGGCUGCCGAGAAAAUGUCGUUUUCACCUCUGAAAGAAAAGAAACUAAAGGAACUUGGUGUCCAGCUGGGCCAGUUGAACAUUUCUGUUCUUUCUAAGAACGAUCUGAAGAACAAGUUCGCAAAGGUUGAGAAGGCUGUUAAAGACGAGCUCAGAUCUCGCGCCAAGAAAGAGAUCAAACAGACUGUGGACGAAGUCAAGAACUUCUUCGCUGAAAAUGAGUCCGCUCAGUUCUUGGUCAAGUACGUCGAUAUUCCAACCAAUGCCAAGGCCAUCACCGAAGCAGUAAACUACAUCAAAACGUCUGCCAAGGACAAAUCGAUCUAUCUGCUGAAUGGUAGCGAAAAAGUUGCUCACGGGUGCUACAUUUCAGACAGCGCGCUUGAGAAGGGUGUUGUUGGUCGCGAUUUGUUAGAUGCAAUUUCUCGCAACAUUGGUGGUAAGGCCGGUGGUAAAGCCAACGUCUUCCAAGGUGUUGGUGACAAACCAGAAGGAAUUGAAAACGCUGUCAAAGAAGUUUCUCAACUUUUGCAAGAGAAGCUUUCGAUUUAA
Molecule: messenger RNA, 2862 nt
Organism: Lachancea meyersii CBS 8951
Lineage: Eukaryota; Fungi; Ascomycota; Saccharomycetes; Saccharomycetales; Saccharomycetaceae
Source: the annotation of a GenBank genome assembly